UUGACGCGACUCGCCGAACGGGACCAUCGUGGCUACUCUUCCAUGCUCAACUUUAGCUCAAUGCUCAGACUACCCCAGAUCGAGCGACGCGAGAGCGAUUCAUGCUGACGCACCUAGAGCAAGGAAAAGCCUUUCGCCAUUUCCUACAGGCCCUGUUUAGAUUGUGAAGGUGGACUGGCGCUGGCGCGAACCAUGCUAGACCCCGCAUCUAACCUUCAGCAAGUCCGCUGUAUCGCCCUCGAGCGUGUUGUUAUAUCUAUACCCAGCGCUCGCCGACUCAUGCAGACCUUCCUUCAUACCCACUACGCUCGACUCGAGUACCCGUGACCACUUCAUUCUCACCGAACCCCCACGGACCACUACUGAGAUGCGUUCACGAACCGGAUGCCUCACUUGCCGGCAACGAAAGCUCAAGUGUGAUGAGAAGAAGCCCGUGUGUGGACAGUGCAUUAAGGCGUCGAGAGAAUGUAUCCCCAGUUCUGGGAUAGUGUUCCGUCACCAACACAAUGCCUCCAUGAACGGCGACGACUCUGGUGAUGAGAACUCCCUAAAAGGAUUCUACUCAUACAAGAACACAUUUGAAGAUGAUGCCAUCUGGUUGGAUAUUCCCAAGAAUGUCACCUUCAUCAACACAACAAAUCCCUAUCUCGAUCCCGCAACACCAGAUUUUGAGACCAUGUCUGUUGGCUCAAUGGACUCACCCGCACCCUUUCAACCUCGAUCAAUCAGCUCAUGGCCAACAUCCGGGAGCCUUCAUUCUGUGACUAGCACACCCAGCAUGGGCCCUGACAUGGGACCCACCAGCAUUCCUAUGUGCUAUACUCCAGAGCUUGAUGCGUUACCGCCUUUGAUGCAGUCGCCUGCAACAUCAACAGUCAACACUCCCAUCUCACCACCAGCGUCGUUAUGUAAUCGUCGCAUCCACCCAAUCAUGGACUGGUCUGGUGCCAUGACACCCCCACCCAUUGAUCCUCGCCUUACAUCAUCAUUCGAUUCCAUGACAGAGUAUAUGCCGCGAUCUUGUUCAAUGUCAAGCUCGCGUCAGUCACCUCCACGGUCUAACAGUGAAACAAUGAUGUCGAAAGAUCACGAGGUCUCCUUUUUGUUGCGGUACUUUUCCGAGGGUCCGGGACGCUGGAUGGACCUUUACGACAGAGAUACCUACUUCACCUCCUAUGUACCAAUACUGGCGCGGGAGAACGCUUUGCUCAAGAAUGCCGCUGUCGCAUGCGCCGCAAAAGCCCUUGCCCAGGUACAAGGUUGUAAGUACGGCGGAUCCAGGUGCCAAGGCAAAGUAGAGGUCUACCCUGGGUCCUCAUUGGUAGACUGGAAGCACAAGGCAGUGGUCCACUACGACAACGCCGUCUCACUUCUACUCCGAGCUCUGAAAUCCGAUACGACCAUCACACCUGACGACUCAGACUGCGAGUUCCGCCAUAAGCGACGCCGGACAUCAAGCAGUGCUUCUUGCGCGUCUAGCACCGAUGAAAUCUUGGCGGCAGCGGCUAUCCUCUGUGUCUAUGAGUUCCUAGACACAUCAACGGUAGAAUGGGCCAAACACUUAAGCGGAGCCAAGUCUCUUCUUGUUCACUCACAGGAGCGCAUGAUGCCAAUGCAGAUGCAGUCACCAGGCUCGCCACUCUCAACAUCCAGCCUUAACUUCACUUCCAAGGCUCGACGAUCUAUUUUCUGGAACAUUGCCCGACAAGACAUGUAUGCUGCUUUCAUCAAUAAGAGCCACACACACCUCGAUACUGAAGACUUCACUCUCUGGAGGGAAGCUGGCUUACUCAUCGAUGAUCAGGGAUUAUUAGUGCCCAACAACUUCAUCGAGAACGACUACUUCGAUGAUGCCGCCAUCUGUAACGCCUUGAUUUGGCUGAUGUCGAAACUAAUCAACUUCAUGGCAGCUGGAGACGAGGUUCCGACAGAAGUGGGAAUGGGCUGGACCGGUAUUCCCCAAUCGACACUACUGGACUACUGGUACCACCUACGCAAGCAGUUUCAGGCAUGGUACGACAGCCUCCCAGUAACUUUCAAACCUUCCAGCCGCAUGGAACCCACCCUUGCACCUGGUCGACUUCUACGAGGAGAGAACGAGGCUUUGUUCCCCGAAGUUUGGUACAACAUCCCAAUGUGCGCCUCGACGAUGCAGGUCUACCACAUGAGCCAAAUUUUGUUGUUCAUGAACAAGCCGCAUGAGUCUACCCAAGGUCGUAGCACUGUAUGUGCUCGACUUAAUUCCUACCAGGAGGUCCUUGCAGCUUGCCAGAAGCACAGCCGCGAGAUUGUCGGUAUCUCCCUUGCACAGUCGGACGAUGUCGUACGUGUCUAUUCCGUGCAAGCUUUGUUCACCGCCGGACAAUGUCUUGGGGACGCUCGAGAACGCCAAGUCGUCCUUGAUCUCAUCCGCGAUGUCGAGACCGAUACUGGUUACGCAACUGAGUACCGAACUCGUCAGCUUACAGAACAAUGGCAAUGGGAAGCCCAGCAAACCGCAUUUGCCUCUUGAACCAUGUCAUACAUGGGCCUCUCCGAGAGAACUUCAGAUUAUUCAGCAAUCAUUUCAGCCACAUGAUACCCAUUGCGUUCAGAGACGCACUAUUACACCGUAGCCUUUUGGCGCGGCAUUCCAUAUCAGCAUAUACCAGGGGAUGUAACAUAGGACAGGGGGAGGAUACACAUGUCAGUCAGUUAGCGUGAGCGAGCUAGGGACAGACAGAG
Boeremia exigua is the source of this 2724-nucleotide messenger RNA. RefSeq lists its product as uncharacterized. NCBI's taxonomy places the organism in Eukaryota, Fungi, Ascomycota, Dothideomycetes, Pleosporales, Didymellaceae. The coding region runs from base 368 to 2512 and encodes 714 amino acids. The record is from RefSeq and is a predicted model, not a curated record. Gene Ontology annotation, molecular function: DNA-binding transcription factor activity, RNA polymerase II-specific; zinc ion binding; transcription cis-regulatory region binding. Gene Ontology annotation, biological process: positive regulation of transcription by RNA polymerase II. The transcript is spliced from 4 exons. Gene Ontology annotation, cellular component: nucleus.